This is a messenger RNA of Lepus europaeus (European hare), 970 nucleotides long. Its product is annotated as olfactory receptor 5P76. Lineage: Eukaryota; Metazoa; Chordata; Mammalia; Lagomorpha; Leporidae. Gene Ontology annotation, cellular component: membrane. The transcript has a single exon. The record is from RefSeq and is a predicted model, not a curated record. Gene Ontology annotation, molecular function: olfactory receptor activity; odorant binding; G protein-coupled receptor activity. Bases 2 to 970 code for a protein of 322 amino acids. Gene Ontology annotation, biological process: G protein-coupled receptor signaling pathway; sensory perception of smell.
UAUGGAUUCCCUGGUGGAUGGAAACCACACUGCAGUGUCAGAGUUCAUUCUCCUGGGCUUAACAGAUGAUCCCAUGCUACGAGUCAUCCUCUUCAUGAUCAUCCUAUGCAUCUACCUGGUGACUAUAUCUGGCAAUCUCAGCACAAUCGUUCUUAUCAGAAUCUCUUCUCAGCUCCAUCAUCCCAUGUACUUUUUUCUGAGCCACCUAGCUUUUGCUGACAUAGGCUAUUCAUCUUCUGUCACACCUAACAUGCUCGUAAACUUCCUGGUGGAGAGAAGCACAAUCUCCUACCUUGGAUGUGCCAUCCAGCUCGGCUCAGCAGUUUUCUUUGGGACAGUUGAAUGCUUCAUUCUGGCUUCCAUGGCAUAUGACCGCUUUGUGGCAAUUUGCGAUCCACUGCUUUAUUCAACCAAAAUGUCUACACAAGUCUGUAUCCAGUUAUUUGUAGUGGCUUAUGUAGGUGGUUUUCUUAAUGCUUCUACUUUUACAAUUACUUUCUUUUCUUUACUCUUCUGUGGACCAAACAGAGUCAACCAUUUUUUCUGUGACUUUGCUCCUUUACUUGAACUCUCCUGUUCUGAUGUCAGUGUCCCUGCAGUUGUUCCCUCAUUUUCCGCUGGUUCCAUCAUUGCCAUCACAGUGUUUGUCAUAGCUGUCUCCUACAUCUACAUCCUCAUCACCAUCAUGAAGAUGCGCUCCACUGAGGGGCGCCACAAGGCCUUCUCUACUUGUACCUCCCACCUCACUGCAGUCACUCUGUUCUAUGGGACCAUUACAUUCAUUUAUGUGAUGCCCAAGUCCAGCUACUCCACUGACCAGAACAAGAUAGUAUCUGUGUUCUACAUGGUGGUGAUCCCCAUGUUGAACCCCCUCAUCUACAGUCUCAGGAAUAAUGAGAUUAAAGGGGCUCUGAAGAGAGAGAUUGGUAGUAGAAUAUUAGUGACCUUUGCUAUUUUUAAUAUAUUUUGA